This is a messenger RNA of Pyricularia oryzae 70-15, 2311 nucleotides long. RefSeq names its product 1,3-beta-glucanosyltransferase gel3. Gene Ontology annotation, molecular function: 1,3-beta-glucanosyltransferase activity. The transcript has 2 exons. NCBI's taxonomy places the organism in Eukaryota, Fungi, Ascomycota, Sordariomycetes, Magnaporthales, Pyriculariaceae. The record is from RefSeq and is a predicted model, not a curated record. Bases 572 to 2173 code for a protein of 533 amino acids. Gene Ontology annotation, biological process: fungal-type cell wall (1->3)-beta-D-glucan biosynthetic process. Gene Ontology annotation, cellular component: fungal-type cell wall; cytoplasm.
CGCGUCUGCUUGAGUUGCACUGUGUACCGAUCCUGCCCUCUCCCAGUUUGAGGUUCAUUUUCUAGAGGACCAACCUUACUCAGGACUUGUCUGAUCAGGACGGGUUGCCCAGUGUGAAAUAUUUUGGGAUCAGAUGACUAAGGUAGUCUGGACCUAAUGUGUCGGUCGAUGCGAACCCACCGAAAGUGUGAGAGGUAGAAAUCCCGUUUCCAGUUCCCUUUCGUCCCUUCUUUUGCUCUUUCAACUCCAUUCCAUCCUUUCUACGUACUGUUUACUGCAAUCAAAAGUCGACAUUCGUUGGACUUACUUUUAAUCGGUUGAUUUCUUCCUUUGUCCACCUCUUCACGUCCCUCGUUAAGUUUCUUUUUUUCGCAAAAAGAAUACUCAAUUCCAGCCCCUGCCGGCAACAAGCAUUCCCCAGGGCAGCCAAGACUAUCCGGUAGUUACUUCCCGCAUUGGCGCCAAGAGAAUUGACCCCAUUCACACGCCCAGACCCAGCCCAAUCUAAAGGGUCAAGUCGCUCUGUGCUACCUGGUAUACAGCCCACCACAAUCAUUUCAACACUUCCAAAAUGAGUUUCAUUAAACUCGCCAAGGCGCUGGGCGUCUUGCAACUAGUAUCUGCUGCAGCUGCAGCGACCGAGCCCGUCACGGCCAAAGGUCAGUACCUGUUCUUCAAGAAUGGGACGCAGUUCUACAUUCGCGGCGUGGCGUACCAGCAGGGCGUCAACGUCAAUGGCCAGGGCGACGCGACGUCGGCAAACAUCAACGACCCGCUCGCAGACGAAGCCAGCUGCAAACGAGACGCUCCCCUGCUCAGCAAGCUCGGCACCAACGUCAUUCGUGUCUACGCGAUCGACCCCAAGAAGGACCAUACCGCCUGCAUGAAGAUCCUCGACAAUGCUGGUAUUUACGUUAUUGCCGAUCUCAGCGCCCCGGACAUUUCGGUAGAGCGCGACUCGCCCUCUUGGGAUGUGUCGCUGCUAGCCAGGUACACGGGCGUCAUUGACAACCUGUCCAAGUUCGAGAACACGCUCGGCUUCUUCGCCGGUAACGAGGUCACCAACAACGCCACCAACACCCAGGCCUCAGCUUUCGUCAAGGCGGCGGUGCGUGACUCCAAGGCAUACAUCAAGAGCAAGAACCUGGGUCGUUGGUUAGGUGUUGGAUACGCCACCAACGACGACUCUGGCACUAGGGACAAUCUCGCCAACUACUUCAACUGCGGAAAGCCGGAAGACUCGGUUGACUUCUGGGGCUACAACAUCUACGAGUGGUGCGGCAAGAGCACCUUCCAGUCCAGUGGCUACGAGGAGAGGACCAAGUUCUUCCAGGACUACUCCGUUCCCGUCUUCUUCUCCGAGUAUGGUUGCCAGAACCCCGGCGGUGCCGCCGCGCGUAUCUUCCAGGAGACUGGAGUUCUUUACAGCAACGACAUGAACAAGGUCUGGUCUGGCGGUAUCGUCUACGAAUACUUUGAGGAGCAGAAUGACUAUGGUCUUGUCUCCCUUUCCGGCAACUCCGUCACAACUAUGAAGGAUUUUGGUGCUCUGGCUACCCAGAUCGCCCAGUCCGGCUACCCCACCGGCACCGCCAUGAACUCGUACCAGCCCAGCAACACGGCACGCCCCUGCCCUGCCAUUGGUGACAAGUGGAAGGCCGCCGAGAAGCUGCCGCCGUCGCCCAACUCGACGGUCUGCUCAUGCAUGUACCAGUCUCUCUCUUGCGUGCCUUCAGCCAAGACCGCCUCCGAUGCCAAGUCGAUUGGUGCCCUCUUCGGCACCGUCUGCGGCAUGGACCCCAAGGCCUGCACUGGCAUUACGGCCGACGCUGCCACUGGCACUUACGGCCUCUUCUCUAUGUGCAACGCCACCGAGAAGCUGGGCAACGUGCUCAACGCCUACUACAACAACCAGGGCAAGAGCUCCAGUGCCUGCGACUUCAAGGGCCAGGCCUCCGUCGUCGCCAGCCCCAAGUCCGACGGUACCUGCACCAGCGUGCUGUCGGCCGCUAGCAGCGCCGCCGCUUCUGGUGGUAGCGGCAGCGGCAGCGGCAAGAACGCCGCUGGCACUCUGAGGGUCGGCGCCGGCUGGGGCGCUGCGUUUGAGGGUGCUUUCGGCGCUGGCAUCGUCGUGUUGUCGGCGGUCGUUGGUGCUGCGGCUGUUUUGAUGUAGAUUGAAUACUGGUGAGAGGUGAUCGAUCGAGGCAUGCGGUUUUCUGUUAUAUAAGUAGAAAGAGCUGUGUUCAUUGUUGCGUGAAUAACUAUCUUUGUUUUGUCCUCAAAGUCAAUUGGAUUUCACACUUUAAUCUUG